UUAUUCGUGUUGGAGACCGCGGCGGGGACGGACGUGUCGCUCGGGCGGAGGCGAUAUAAGGAGACGAGUUCGAUGGUAGACUGUAGGGCGUUGUGCUUGUGUUAAUAUAAAAUAUACUGUGCUCUGAUCACGGACGUAUGCGGUGAUAUAACCGGGCUGUGACGGCGCCAUGGGCAAUUCCUGCAGCUCUGGUCAAGCCCACAAAGACAAGGAUAGCAUCUCGCAGCACUCGGAAGAACCUAACUGCUGCGCGCGCAGGUCCCCAUCGUACCGGGUGACCAAGCCGUCCUUGGAUGCGGAGGCGCCCCAGGAGCUCUUGGAACCUGUGCCCUCGUUCAAGGACAAAAAACCACAACUGAAAGGCCCUCGCCCGCCUGUCGGCUCGAGUGUAUCAGAUUCCAUAUCGCUGUCUUCGCCGGUAGCUUGCGCGUCACCUCGUGAGGAUGUGGUGGGUCCCCCCAUACCAGCUAACGUGGCUGCCCUGCCUGAAGAACAGCGUUCCUACCUGCUGGGGCGGAUUCCCUCACAGCGGACCAGACGUCGGAAGGCCAUGAUUAUAUACGUCUGUGCUGCUGACUCCCAAGAUUGUUGCACAGAGAAAGGUGCACUCCAUUGCGCUGUGGCUGCUCGUCUCCGUGUGCGAGCUCGUCGCCGCGGUUGGCGUGUCCAUGUAGCUGAUCUUCAUUGGCGCUCACCGCUUGAACAACAAAGAGACCAUCGCUUCCCUGUUUUGUGUAUCGCUGAACUAGCUCGUCAAUCUGAACUGGGGGCUGUCGUGCCAGUUCUCUUCUUGAACACGAGUCUUGGCACUCCGCUGCUUCCCCACACCCUGGAAUGCGCUGAUUUUAAAGCGGCAUUGGAAACCGCCGAAGACGAAAAUGAUAAAGCAUUGUUGAACAAAUGGUACACUCUAGACAGCAGCACGACACCUCCUUGUUAUCGCCUCGCCCGUGGUGCUCCAGCUCGCUGGAGACGAGACAUGGCUCGUGCCCUCAGCGUUCUAGUCAGAACACUACCACAGGAGGCCUGCGACGCCUAUCUCACUACUGUACUAGAACAGGAGGUCCAGCACACGGUGUUGAUGAGUUCGGACGCGGCUCGUCGUUGUGUGUGGGUCUGUCGAGGCGGGGAUGUGUCCCAGAACAACGAUCCUGAUGCUGAACACACCCGCGAGUUACAGAGACGACUCGCUAACUUACACAAAGAUCUCAAGAUUCAUUUGAGCGAGCGUAAUAUAAUUCGUUCAUCAAUGCGUCGCGGCACGAGCCCGGACCAGCACGCAGCAGCCGUCCGCGACGCGCUCGCCGACAGACUGGACGCACUCUUCGACACCCUCGCGGCAGACGCUGACGCCCCCACCGGCUACGGGGGAAUACCCGCCAGCUUGUUCGACGAAAUAAGUGAACAUCUCUCAUUCUGUCAGAAAGUGACUCAAUGUACCUCAAAUCGUGAAAUAACGCUCAAUGAACUCAAAACGUACAUGCGCGGGGAAAGCUCAGUACCGCUGGCGCUGCUGGGUGGUGCCGGCUGCGGCAAGGCCACGCUACUCGCUCGUGCCGCUGCACUGGCGCCAUCUGUGUUACCAGACGUCGCACUCGUUCUAAGGUUCGUAGGUCUGACGUCGCAGUCAAGCAGCUCACACCAGCUUCUAAAGUCGAUAGUGGAUCAGCUGCACGUCCUGCACACCGGCACCGUAUACCGAGGACGUAAUGAGCCGCUGAGCCUGUCGUCAACCCUGGCUCGUCUUCUGGAAGCGGUCGGCCGCACUCGGCCUGUGCUGCUGUGUGUGGCCGGAGCGGACGCCCUGCGUGGAGCGCGCUGGCUGCCCUCCAAACUGCCUGAGAAUGUGAAAAUGAUCGUCACCGUCACUGAAGAAAAAGACGAGCCCUCCAGUUCAGCGAUAAUGGCUGUGCUGUCAUCAGAAGAUGGACCCAAAGUGGUCAGAGCGCCUCCGGUAGGUGCCGAGGAAGCUAAAGCGGUUCUCCUAGCAACUGCUGCAUCAUACAGCAAAACAGGAGCCGGCUCGCCACCUGAAGCCGCAAUCAAAGCCGUUCAGAAAUGCACUCUACCGCUUUAUGCUAAGAUUCUAGCUUGGCAAAUAUCCCUCUCAGCGGAAACCUUCACUGAGCUGUCAGAGCCCGAGACAGCUCCCGAGCUGGUGAUCUGUGAGGAUCUCGAAGGUCAACUGGAACAGAUACUAGUGACGACCGAAGCAGCGCUGGGCGCUGAACGUGUCAGGGCGUGUCUUUCUCUUCUGACAGCAGCGAGACGCGGACUUGAUGACACAGAGAUCUUGGACCUCCUCGCCCAUGACGAACUAUUCAGGAGUGAAGAAACUUAUUUACCGUGGGCCCCGGGAGCCCUGCUAUGGCCGCAGCUGUCUGCCCUUCUCUCCCCCUGGCUGCGUGAGUCUCGCUGGCGUGAUGCGGCGCUGGCGGCCGUCGCUGCUGAACGCUACCAACCUCAAGUUGAACUAGCGAGACGUACACUCGUUGACUAUUUUGAGGGCAAGUGGUUUGUCGAAAACGAACCCAAAAUGGCCGGGCGUCUGGUGUCUCAAGAAAAUAAAUUCUCCGAUGAUUGGUACAAUACAAGAAAGUUCGAUGAGCUCCCAUUCCAGCACUACCACAUCCUGAAGGAGGACCCCGAAGCAUUUGCCGUGAAGCCUUACUUCACACAACUCGAUUGGAUCCAUGACAAACUAGCAGCCACAGACUGCGGGCAUUUCUUAGAAGACAUCGCCCUCGUUCAUAUCGAUCCAUUGCCAGAACAUUUAGAAAUCUUAAAAGAGUUAUUUGUGACACAUUCCUAUGCCCUGGAUUACGACCAUAGACAAUUUUACGGACUCCUCAGAGCCGUCAUGGAGAAAAGACAACGCGAAGGCAUCGAAGUCGAUAGUGAGAUCGUUCAGGACUGGAUGAAAGAAAUCUGGGACCCUCCGAUACCAACCUUCUACCCAGCAAACGAAGAUUUCUGGAAGGUUUUGGAGAAUAAAGAAAAGAGGGACACCUCCAUGGCAGAAGGUUUCGAUAGCAAAUCGUAUGACUUGAUUGUGAGGUUUAAUACAAGAGGCAAAUAUGUUGCUACAGUCUCAACUGAAAGGGAAGAAAUCUGUGUCUGGGAUGUUCUGAGAUGUAAGAUGAUAAGGAAAAUAACGGGGGUCACUCACCCCAUCAACUUGGUGCCGAUCGACGAGUACCGCUGUGUGGUGCUGUGUCGCCGCGAGCUCAGAGUUUAUGAUCUAGACCAGGGAAAAUACCUGGUAGCUCUGAAGGGUGUGAUGAAUCAGAAGAUGCCCUACUACGGGCUGCAUGACGCGAGUCACCUCGUGGCGCUCUCGCGGAACAGAAUGUACGUCAACCUCAUGAACAUAGAGACUGGUGAUUGCGUGACUACGUUUAAGGCGGGUGAGGAUAGAUUCCUGAAUUCUUUGCUCGUUUCUGGUGAUGGAAGGGUGUUAGUUUGCGGUGACGAGACCCAGAAGCCUUUCCCCCUGCUGGUGUGGUCAUUGACCUCUAGGAAGCUGUUGUAUGAUCUCAGAAUACCUCAUCACGACUUCGUUACCUCUAAAGCAGCUAUAACCUAUGAAGGGUCCUACGUGUGUGUGGUGUCCCGGGAGCUAGAUGAGCCGAGCCCCAACUUCAUAGUAGUAUACGACCUGCAGUCUGGGACUUUGUUCAAGAAAUGGAAGCCUGGCUGUGACACCGUGGCGCUGGCUAUCAGCUCCGCGGACGGAUGUGUGGUGUCCGGGCUGGCGGAUACAAGGAUACUUGUGUGGGAUCUUGUAACUGGUAAUUGUCGUUUGACCUUGCGCGGUCACCGCUCGGCUCCUUCUAUGUUGUCCCUGGGUCGUGCGGGGGCCACACUCCUGUCCGCAGACAAGGAGCGACUGGACCGAUCAGUGAGGCUGUGGGACCUUCAUACUGGGAAACUAAUAGCGGUGUACACUCCGCCAGACAGGGUCACGUCGUGCGAGAUCCUCCUCGGUGGAUCUGUGCUGGCCUUGGCCCUUGAAAACUACAAGGAAAUACUGUGCGUUAAGCUCCACGGACCGACCGUGGAAUCCGUUAAGAAUGGCAGAGACGCAGAAUAUGACGACACAGGGUACGGACAGGAAGACAACGAGGGGAAGAUAUUUGAUGUCAGGGGCAUGGAGAACACUUGAUCAUAGCAUAGAAUGGAACCCGUUAGCAAUAAUCGUUGGAAUUAAUAACGUUUUAAUAUCAUUAUAAAGUGUGCUGGUCACAUGUUUUGGGGCAGGCCUCAAAGUUUUGUUAAUGGUGGCGCCACUAGACUAAACUAUAGCAACUUUUUUAACAAUUGUCACGUUAGAAAUCAAAAUCUAUUACUUUUAGUGGCGCUCAUUGUUAAGUUUUACAACAACACAUACUAAUGUUUGUUCAUACGCUUAUUUUCUUUUGUUUCGUUUUAUGAAAGACAAUUUACAAUUGAUCCAGUGAUACGUAAAACAUGAAAAAUAUGUCGAUUCUUAUCUGUGACCAAAUGUCUAGCAACGCCCUUAUUGAGAGAACGUAAACUUUUUAAUGCUCACCUUUAUUAUCUGUAUUUUUUUUCUCUGUUUAUAUUACAUGUCAUAACAACGUUUCCGGUUUAUAGUUCGUCGUUGCAAAUAAGAAUCGGCAUGUUCUAUGACUUGCUCAAUUAUUUUUAUUUCUUUUUGAGGCCUAUAGGGUACAAAUUAAAUAAGCGUUACUUACCGUUUAAAUUUAAAACGCUGCGUGUGGUUUUUGAAUUAUUGUUUUCUUUUUUUAAUAUAUUAACCAAUUUUUUAUUAUUCCUACCAUCACAAAAAAAGAUAUGUCCCAGCUUAUUUCUUUUGAAAAUAUACUAAACCAAUUUUAUGUUGUUUUCACGACAACUGUCAAACUCUUAAUUAUAAUUUUUACUGAUAUAAAUUUUACAUACGUACAUACUGAGCAUUACACCAGCACAAAAAAAAAUUAAGUAGAAUGUGCAUUUGACCGGACCUACCUACGCGUACGUAUUUUGGUCCGCUGAACCCGAAUUUGAGAUCAGUUUGACCUCUACAUCCUCGAAAUUUCUAGAAAACUCCAAAAAAUUAUGAAAAUCGGUCUACUACAAAUCGUAUGUGGAACUCACGCUGAAUCCAAAUUAGUAAUUUGGAUACCAAAACAUUCUUCAUUUGUUUGAUCUUAUCAGAUAACGAUCUUCGAUUCCUUUCCAAAUUGAAUUCUCCACAAAUGUAACAAAAUGAAUCAGAACUUUUAUUACACAGAUGAGAAUUACUUCUCGUAAUAGUAUACUCUCCAGUAGCCAAGUUUCCGGCCUGACCAGACGCCGAUACAGGGCCUCCGACUCCCUGCAUCGUAAAAUACUUAUAACUUGUACCUGCCAUGACGGCACACACGCCGUUAACCGAGGGACACUGCCAGAUGGUUAUGUUGCCCACCGAAUGAAGAAUGUUUUGGUUUCAAAAUUACUAAUUUGGAUUCAGCAUGGGUUCCACAUACGAUUUGUUGUAGACCGAUUUUCAUCAAUUUUACGGUUUUUCGAAGUUUUCUCGAAAUUUCGAGGAUGUAGAGGUCAAACUGACCUCAAAUUCGGAUACAACGGACAAAAAUACGUACCAGUAGGUAGGUCCGAUCAAAUGCACAUUCUACUUAAUUUUUUUCGUGUGCCGGUGUUAUCAACAAAUGUUAAAAAAAUAUGUUGUUUAGAUACAUUUAAUACUUAAACAAUUAAAAAAAUACACACGCAGAGGUUCAUACUGCCACAUAUGUAAAACCUCUAUUGAUAUAAAUACCCUAAAUAAUUGCGCCCAGAUAAUAUUAGUGAAGAUACUAAGUAAUUAAUAAAAAAAACAUCAAUGUUUUUUGAUCUAUUACGCUUAUUAAUUAAAUAAAAAUAAUUAUUAACUAUAAAAUUGUAUUUAGUGAUUUUUUCUGUAAUGUUAAUGUUUUAAAGUAGUUGUUGAAAGAAUACUGUUCAGUUUACCUAACGAAGAGGUGUAAUGAUAAUGCUAUUUCGACGAAAAAAAAAAGUUUUCAACCAAGGAGGUUAAAUUUGAAUGCAUCUUCAUAUUUUAGGUAAACUAAACAUUGUCCGUUAAGUUGAUUGGAGAAGGUAUGUUGGAGUCGUCUUUAUGAGAUACUUAGAGCCUGAUACUAUUAAUCCACGAGCUCACAAUUAUCUAUUUUAUAGUGUGUAUAGUGAAGCACAAUUUAUAGCACAGAAACAAUAAAUGGUCAAAGGGCACAAAAAAUUGAUAAAAAGUGAAAUAUUCAAUGUGCAUUGCGACACCACGCUAUAACAAACAUUUAUGCCAUUAAUUGUCUUCAAUAAAUAGUUAUCCUUAGAUUCCUUAAUUUUUAUCAACCUGUUACAUAAAAACAAUGGUCAUUAUUAAUCCAAUUCAAACGGGUUUUCAAGCGCUCAUAUGUCAAUUCCUUUAAAGAUAUUUCAAAACAGCCGCAUCAGAAAAACACACAUACAUAUAUUUUCUUUUAAUCAUUGCUUGUCACAAAACAUCACUCCAGAUAACUUGCAUGUUACGUAUCAUGUUCCAAGACCAAUUUUAUUAAAUGUUAGAAAAAAACUUUCUUAACUUAUUAAAAAAAAAAUGUAAUUGAAAAUCUAAGAUGGCGCAUGAUGACGCAUUUGUUUUUUAUCUUUAAUUUCAUUGUAGUGUUAUUAACAGGCUGGUCCCUGUACUGAUAUUUUAUUGUAAGAAACCUACCAUUGAGUAGAUUAUAAUUUUAGUGUUAUUAUAAUUGAGGCGAUGUAAUCAAAAGAAUUGUUAAUAUUAUGUAUUCCGGAAUGAUACGUAUAUUGAUGUCCUGAUUAAAUUAUCCUACAAA
Molecule: messenger RNA, 6839 nt
Organism: Danaus plexippus (monarch butterfly)
Lineage: Eukaryota; Metazoa; Arthropoda; Insecta; Lepidoptera; Nymphalidae
Exons: 24
Coding region: 170-4165 (1331 amino acids)
Molecular function (GO): protein binding
Source: RefSeq, a predicted model, not a curated record